AUGUAUUCUCGUUUUCUGUGCCCAAAUGCUUUUGUCUCUCCAGUCGAGCUUGGUGGGCGUGGUCGCCCGCCCAAAUAUGUUGCAGAGAGGGAAGGGAGAGAGGAGAGGGAGAGGGCGAGAGGGAGAGAGGGAGAGAAGAAGGGAGAGAAGAAGGGAGAGAAGAAGGGAGAGAAGAAGGGAGAGAAGAAGGGAGAAAAGAAGGGAGAGAAGAAGGGAGAAAAGAAGGGAGAGAAGAAGGGAGAGAAGAAGGGAGAGAAGAAGGGAGAGAAGAAGGGAGAGAAGAAGGGAGAGAAGAAGGGAGAGAAGAAGGGAGAGAAGAAGGGAGAGAAGGGGGGGUGGGUGGGUGAGGACAUGGAUGCCUUCAACAAGGAGGAGCUACGGAAGUCAGGGCGCCAGUUCAAAGCGGUGGCCAAGAGCAUUUGGCCCGUGGAGUCCGCGCAGGAGCACUUCCUGCCCCGCUUUCUGGACGUGCUCCGCCCACCUCACGGCAUCGACUCGGCCACGGCUGUGUGCCACUACGUGGGCUGCUUCCCCUACAUGGAGAGCAAGGCCGAGGAGACGGUUAGCACGCCGAAUUUCUUCUGCGCCCUGCGGAAGGGGAAGAUCCUGGAGCACGCGCUGCUGCACUGCUCGCUGCUGCUGGGGCUCUCCUUCAAGGCCUACGUCUGCAUGGGGACGAACCUCCGGGACGAGCGCCGGGCUGCAACUACCGCAGAGACCAACGCAGAGGCCGAUGGCUGGCCCGCGCAGUGGACAGCGGCGUUGGUUAUACCGCUAUGGAAGCACAAAGGGCCCAAGUCUGACAAAGGCACAUGGCGAGGCGUUGCGCUGCUCAGCGUCGGAGGAAAAGUGCUCGCCAGAAUCGUAGCCGCCCGCUUGCAACUCUUCUCCGGGAGCAUUCAUAUGGAUGAGACACAGCAAGGCUUCCGGCGGAACCGGGGCGUGGAUGACGUCCUCCAGGUCAGUCGGCGCAUCGCAGAGGAAGUCAGCUUCGCAAGCGCGGAAGCGAGCCAGUGA
Molecule: messenger RNA, 1017 nt
Organism: Symbiodinium natans
Lineage: Eukaryota; Dinophyceae; Suessiales; Symbiodiniaceae
Source: the annotation of a GenBank genome assembly